Molecule: messenger RNA, 6479 nt
Organism: Lepidothrix coronata (blue-crowned manakin)
Lineage: Eukaryota; Metazoa; Chordata; Aves; Passeriformes; Pipridae
Gene: TTLL4
Product: tubulin tyrosine ligase like 4
Exons: 18
Coding region: 2498-5749 (1083 amino acids)
Biological process (GO): microtubule cytoskeleton organization; protein polyglutamylation
Cellular component (GO): cilium
Molecular function (GO): tubulin-glutamic acid ligase activity; tubulin binding
Source: RefSeq, a predicted model, not a curated record
CAUCCUCACCUGCUCCAUGUGGGUUCAUCUUCCUUUCAUCCUUCCUGCCCCUCUCUCAGAGCUCCCGUGUCUCCAUGGGGAAAUGGUGGUUACUAGCUGUUGGCUGGCACCAUCCUCGCCUGGAAGCUGUACUAAAGGCCCUGCUUCUUCUCUUCCUUAUGGAGGCACAGCUUCCAGCGCACUCCUGCCCUGUGUUGACUGAGCAACUCCAUGGCAAAACUGCCCCGUAGAGAGACAAGUUCAGCGUGUUCUCCCUGUGCUGCAAUGAGGCUGUCCCUGUGCUGCAAUGAGGCUGGGCUCCAGGCAGUGGCAGCUGAGGCCAUGCCAUGGCCAGAUUUCCACCCCAGCAGCUGCAGCUCCCAGCAGUGCCCCUGGUGUCUGUGCUGGUCACAUCUGUGCCGCUGUUGGCACUUACUCCAGAUCGGGGUCACACAGGGCUUCUGGCAUUUUCACACCUGUGUGCAAGCUGACUGUAAGAUUCACGUCCCUUUUUACAGCUUCAUUAGGCCCCAUCACUUUUUAUUUUUACAGUGGGAUGAUCCACUGAUAGCUGUAAAUCCGGGUGGAGAUGAGGCACAGAUGGCUUUCACUGCAGGCUGGUUUUGCAAGGUCAUUCACAGCCGGGUGAGAGCACAGGCGGUGGCCAAGCUGGCAGGGCAUGUUGUGAUGCCACAGUGACAGUCCCCUCUAAGCAGAGACACCGGGAACACUUUCAUUCACCUUGAACUUUAAUUUGCUCUUUCACACCUAGUUCAUUGGUGUGCUAGGUUCGAUUUGUGGUUUGAGUGCGCUUUUGACCAUCCGAGGGGGUAGCGUGUGGAAGCUGAGCUUUACUCCCUUGGUUACUGGGGGAAACUUGAGCCAGGCAGGUGGUGGCAUCUGAGCCACAACUUCUUCGCUCUGUGCUAAUUGCUGUGAAUGUCACAACACAGCCAGGUUUGCUACCGGGGGCAGAUUGGGUAGCAGUCGAAUAGUGAGGUACAUCUCAGUUGUGGGAUUCCCUUCCCCUUGGGACUUGGAGUCCCUCUGGGCUGCAGCUCCCAUAAGGAUGCAGAUGUCCUGUCUUCAUCAGGAGUUCAGUUUGACUGUACAAGUGCUAACAAGCAGUGCAGCCCUGUGGGUAUGGAGUGGCCCUGGAACCUUUCUUGCAGAGCUUGGCAGGGUAGCAUCUCUCCUUGAGAAUGUGUAGCUCCUGUGUGAUCCUGCAUGGGAUGUUCCAUAUUGUACAGCCUCUUGCUGAGAUGCUGCUGACCUGGUAUGUGCUGGAGACUGAGGCUGAUUCACAGGUUGAGGUCUGGCAAGUGUAGGUCUGUCUGACCCAGCCCUGUGGUGGUGAGAGCUGCUAUCACAGUGCUACAGAGCAACCCCAGGGUCUCCAAGCUACACUUUAACUGCUGCAUCUAGGGCUUGACUUUCAGGUGAGACAGGAGUGUGUAUGUGUGUUGCAAGAAAACCAAGAGGAUGAUGGUCGAUGCUCUGCUUACCCUUCUUUUUAUACUUUUUCUUUUUUUUUAAAAAAAACUUGCAAGCAUAUGAGAGCUGGAAGGUGGAAGAGCCAGCCAGUCUGCUUGGAAUACAAAUUCCUAUCGCAGCUGUAUCCAGGGGCCCUCCAGGCAUGUGUUAAAGCAAGACAAAUAACUGGCUCAUGGUUUGUUUUCUCUUUCCCUUCUCCCCAGGCAAGAGGAUGUUGCGGGUGUGGUGCAAUAGUUCAUUCUAGGAGGAUUCAGGACACUUACGUCUGCAGCUCUGUAGUCUGCCAGUUGCUCCUUGCAGGAGAUUUUUCUGUAGGACUGCAGCGGGGAGGAAUAUGAGUGCACAGCACUGCCAGUCUCUGCUGGAAACCAAGGUGUUGAUGUUAGAACAGCCUUGCAUUUGCUCCUUGCUGCCUUCUCAGCACUGAGCUCUUUAGGGUGCCCUCAGACCUCACUGAGCCUUUCUCCGGGGUUACAAAGGUAAAAAAAUGUUCCUUUUAAAAGCAGGGCUGAGGUUCUCACCUAGCUGUGUAACCUUGGAAGCUGAAGCUUUAAGGAAUGGGGAGAAAAAAAAGCAGACAUUUUGAUGCUUGUAGUGGAGUCAGGAGAGCUGAUAGUGGAGCAUAUGGUGCAGCCUGGAGACACAGACCUGUAAGAGUGGGCUCCAACAGCUGUGUGGGUCCAAGGCAGGCAGCUUCUCCUUGCAGACAGGGCUGCUGCCCCAUGGCCCUGGCUGGCAGUCAGGCACCCCUGCAUGUUUACAGGGUACAAGCUUUCCUGCAGAUGUCCCUCUCUGCAGUUUCCUUUGCAUCCUCUGAUUUCAUGUGAGAUGCCAGCUCUUCUUUGACUUGGUCUGGGGAGACUCUUGGGGAGCUCAGCAGAUUGUGAUGUGGUUUUCAUCCUGCAGGAAAAGCAGCUCACCCUGCUCUCCUCAUGGUGCACUGGGCUGGGUGCUGUGCCCUGACAGGGUAACAGUGCCUUUUAUGCCGUUUUCUUGUUUCAGGCCAGCAAAGAUGUUGCUGUAGAUGACUGACUUGCUUGUGCCUCACGUGCUAUGGCUCUACAUGGCCUCUUCAGGACCAGACCAUGCUAAUCUGGGCCCUAAACAGGAGAAGAGUGUUGGGCCCAAGUCAGGCACCCUUCUGGCUGGGAGACCUCAGCCGUGCUGGGCCUGGCGCCUCUCUCAGCAGCAGGCGAAACCCACCUGGAAUUUAGAGAAGAGGUAUGUGAGUGCUUUCCAGGAUCGAAUCCUGCUGCCCUCAGGGAUCCCUCUGCAGCAAUCCUGCUUCUUGUGCUCACCGUCACUAUGCCACGCACAGCCCACUGAAGACACCCUCCAAAGCCCUCCUGGCACUGCCUCUGCCACGGGAAGGGCGAUGUCUUCCUCGCUGAUGGAACCCUGCCUGCUUCCUGUGCUGGUGGAGGAGCAGUCUGGGACUGGGGUCAAAGGCUCUGCCCUCAGCUCAGGUCAGCAGGCUACCAGCUCCUAUAGACCAGUGCUCAAUAACAACUCCUUCCUACGUCCAAGCAGUGCUAAAGUGCCUUUUCUGCAGUCACUGGAGAUCAAAAAGGUGGAAAAAUCCCACAGUUCUCCUGCUGCCUCAUGGCCCCACUCUGGGGGCAAUGGAGACAGCUUCUCUAGCAGCCUGAUCAAUGGAGCAGUGACGAACAGUGACCUUGUGUUGAAGAAAACCAUGGUCCCCUCCCUGACCCUUGUGCCAAGCAGUGCUGUCCUCAGGAAGGACCAGUGCUCAUGGCAGAACACUCAGAAGAGAGUUCACAGCUCAAAGGAGAAGGAGCCGGAGAAGAGCCUCUUGAAGGCUGUGCAGCAGCUAGCCAGUCAGGCUGCCGCACGCAACGGCUUUGGGUGCCAAGUCAGAAGUUCUGGCCUUACAAAGGUGGGCAGCCUGUCCAACUGGAACAGCAGGAGGAGGCAGCACGUCGGAGCGCAGCUCACCCCGAAAGACACUAUUGCUCCUCUGAACUUGGAGCGGGGGAGCCAUCGCCUUAACAGUAACUCGAGCCUUAGGGGCACCAGUGGUGCCGUUGCCUGCACUAACCGUGUCAGCGUCUGUCCCUUGGCCUCACGUGCUGGCGCUCCCGAUGGCAGCUCCGACUGCCGGCUCGUGGGCACGCACAGCCCGCGUGCGGGGAAUCAGGUGGUGAGAGCUGAGCCUCUACACCUCGCUGCCAUCUCUGACGUGACAAAACAGAUGUCCACCAUUCAACUGGAAAAAGAGAAGAAAUGGGUCCAGGCUGUUGUCCCAGGAAAGCUUGAUGCCACUGUUGAUCAGUCACUGCUGGAGCCAAGCCAUCCCCAGGAUGAAGCAGAGGAAGAACUUCCUGAUGGCCUGGAUGAGAGCUGCAGUCAAGAGGAGGAUGAGGACAGUGACUCGGAUGCUUCCUCUGUUACUGAUGUGUCAUCCAGUGGCUCCAUGAGUCUUGUAUCCAGGAAUUGCAUCAAGUGCCUGGCCCAGCCUGCUGAGGCUCAGGAAAAAGUGCUCAAACCAGCUCUUGUCUGCAGUUUAUUCCCUAAUGUGCCUCCAACUAUCUACUUCAGUACUCGGGAUGAGACAGUGGAAAAGCUGCCUUGGGAGCAGAGGAAGCUGCUGCGAUGGAAAAUGUGUGGAGUCACACCGAACAUUGUGAGGCAAACUGUUUGCAGGUCCCACUUCAGAGUUAGCAAAAAAAGCAAUGACUGGCUGGGUUGCUGGGGCCACCACAUGAAAUCUCCCAGCUUCAGAGCCAUCAGGGAGCACCAAAAGCUAAACCACUUCCCCGGCUCAUUUCAAAUUGGGAGAAAAGACCGUCUGUGGCGCAACCUGUUGAAGAUGCAGGCUCGCUGUGGGAAAAAGGAGUUUAACUUCUUCCCUCAGUCCUUCAUCCUGCCACAGGACAUCAAAUUACUCAAGAAGGCGUGGGAGGAAGGAGCUAGCAGACAGAAAUGGAUUGUGAAACCACCAGCAUCAGCAAGAGGCAUUGGUAUCCAGGUCAUCCACAAAUGGAGCCAGCUCCCCAAAAGGAGGCCGCUGUUAGUACAGAGGUAUCUGCACAAACCCUACCUCAUUGGCGGGAAGAAGUUUGACCUGAGGAUCUAUGUUUACGUCACUUGCUAUGAUCCCCUCAGGGUCUACCUGUUCAAGGAUGGAUUGGUUCGCUUUGCCAGCUGCAAGUACUCCUCCUCAAUGGAGAGCCUCAGCAACAAGUUCGUGCACUUAACCAACUACAGUGUGAACAAGAAGAACACAGAGUACAAGUCCAACUCGGAUGAGACUGCUUGUCAGGGACACAAAUGGGCACUCAAAGCUCUCUGGAAUUACCUGACCCAGAAGGGAGUGAAUAGUGAGGCCAUCUGGGAGAAGAUUAAGGACAUCGUUAUCAAAACCAUCAUUGCAUCUGAGCCAUACGUGAACAGCCUUGUGAAGAUGUACGUGCGCCGGCCAUAUUGUUGCCAUGAGCUGUUUGGGUUUGAUAUCAUGCUGGAUGAAAACCUCAAGCCCUGGAUCUUAGAGGUCAAUAUUUCCCCAAGCCUCCACUCCAACUCGCCUCUGGAUGUGAGCAUCAAGGGCCAGAUGGUUCGAGACCUUCUCAACCUUGCCGGCUUUGUUCUGCCCAGCAUGGACAGUGUGGCCUCAAGGCCAGAGACAAGAAGUAGCUCUACCUGCAGUCUGGAUAGUGCUUUGAAAGAAAAGCCCAAGCCAGUGUCUGAGCAUUUCAGAGCAGAGAAGAUGAAGCAGGCCUAUUACUUGAUGCAGAAGAUACCUGACCAGGAUUUUUAUUCUUCUGUCUUGGAUACCCUGACCCCAGAUGAUGUUCGCAUCCUGGUGGAGACAGAGGAUGAGUAUUCCCGGCGUGGGCAGUUUGAGAGGGUGUUCCCCAGCCACAUCUCUAUGCGGUACCUGCGCUUCUUUGAGCAGCCUCGUUACUUCAACAUCCUGGUGACCCAGUGGGAGCUCAAAUACUACUUGAAUAGACAGAAAGGUCUGGAGCUACUGAAGAACUGGUGUGUCAAAGGGUACCACACUGGGACAGGGACAGAUUUUGCCCAGAUGUGGUCGUUGCCAAAGUCUUUCUUCCUCCAGAAGAGUAGCAUUCAAUCUAAUGGCUUCAGCAAACUGGAACUGGGCAGACUGGGUACACACCUCCCUUCAGCUGGUGAGGACCUUACAAGAUGCCUGGAGCCCAGCCCUACUCAGAGUUUACCUCUCAACAAGUGCACUGGUGGAGCCAACCAGAGACCUUCUGGCUGCCUCUCGGACACCGCCCUGGUGAUGUGACCAGGCAGCCACUGGGGACACAUCAACCUACCUCAAAGGAAGAGAUGGGAGCUGGCUCUGUAGAGCAAGGACUGUGGGAGCUCCUUGCACUGCACACUUGCUUGCAGGGCUGUUUUUGGAGAGGGAUGUUUUACUGGGCAAAGAGGAGAGCUGUGUGACUUCAGCUUUCAAAACAAAUGGCAAAGCCUGAGGAAGUGGGGUUUGUCAGGUCUUUGUCCUAGGCUGCUUUUAAAUCCUGACAUGGUGGUUUAUCUGCUGCAUGGGAGCUGGCUGAGCCUGCCCUUCUUGUCCCCAACCAGCAUAGGCUGAGCCCUUGGUUGCCUGUGUCCUGAGCUGCUGGCAGCCAAGUGUGCUCUUGCCCUGCUGCAGCCUGGGCCCUGGAGAAAAGUCCCCUAUCAGUACCCCACUCCUCUGGAAGGAGCAGGGCUUGGGACCUUUUCUGAAUGCCUGUGCCAACAUCCUGCCCUAACCCCAGCAUCGGGCCCUGGGGGGAUAUCUCAGGCUUGCACAUUGCUGCCCAAGAGACACCAUGUGUAGCAGCAUGGCUGCAGUUUAUGGGGACAGUAGGGCUGCUGGAGAUGGAACAUCCUUCAGCCGAGCCCAUCAGCUCUCUGGUGUGCCCUACAGCAUACGUGUGUGGACUGCAGGCUGAUGCUCUUCUCUUGGACUCUGCUCUCUAUUUUCCAUUUGUUUCUCAAGGAUUUUUAUUAAAGUUUAACACUCAGCUGCU